UUAACGAGUUUCGGUUGACGCAAUCAGAAAUGCAUUGGCUUACAUAUAUUUUGGUGGGGCUGAUCGCCUCGGUCUUAUCAAUAUCAAUGUGCGUAGCUCUGGAACCGCUGGAUGAUGGCAAAUUGCGGGUUUGUGUGGUGGAAUCGCGUGGCAUUUAUCGGAAAACCCCCAAGUUCUGCCCGCUGCUGGAGGCCAAGAGCAACAUUGAGUGCGUCAUCGGCGUGGACCGGUUGGACUGCGUGAGACGCAUCCACAAGGGCACUGCCCACUUUGGGGUGCUCACCUCGGAGGAUCUGGUGGCCGCCCGCUGGGCCAGCGUUGAGAUUCUGGUGGCCAGUGAGUUGCGCUCCCACGAAUCCCACUUUGAGUACGAAAUUGUGGCGGUGGUGGACAACCAAGCCAACAUCCACACAGUCCAUGAUCUUCGAGGUGCCAAGCUGUGCCAUCCUGGCUACGGUCUGGGCAAUCACUGGACCGAGGUCCUGGCCAAUUACUUCGAAUCUGCCAUGGUUUCCAAGACCUGUGAUCCCGAGAAGACCGUCACGGAGGAUCGGAUUGCAUCCACGGCCAAGUAUUUCGGUCCCAGCUGCAAGGCAGGUCCCUGGGUGCCUGAUCCCAAGCAGGAUCGCAUCCUCAAGAGCCGCUAUCCCUCGCUGUGCGAGAUGUGCUACGAGCCCGACAGCUGUGACCAGACCGACAAGCACUGGGGUCGACGUGGAGCUCUCUACUGCCUGACCAGUGGUGGUGGCAACGUGGCCUGGGCUCGUCUGGAUGAUGUGCGCAGUCAUUUCGGGUUCUCUGGCAUUGCGGCUCAGGCGAAUCCCUCGGAGUACAGCUACCUGUGUCCAGAUGGCCACCUGCAGCCGAUGAACGCCAGCCAACCAUGUGUCUGGGUGGCCAAGCCCUGGCCCGUGGUGGCUGCCCGGCGCACCCAUGCCGCCCAGGUGCAGCGCCUGGUUACUGGACUCACUCACGACGAGCCAGACAGCUGGCAGACUGCCCUGCUGAGCCUUCUGGAGACAUACCACAGCUUCACUGUUCCACUAGACAAUGUGAUAGCCAUCGAUGACUAUUUGGACCAGGCCACCGCCUUUCAGUCGGCCUACAGCUUCCCGGAAUGCAAUCCACCGCGUUCCAUUGUCUUCUGCACCACGUCCAUCAUUCAGCAUGUGAAGUGCUCCUGGCUGCAGGAGGCCUCUCAGGUGUAUGGUGUCCAACCGAAUAUCCAGUGUGUGAGGACCAUGGAUGUGCAACAGUGCCUGGAUGAUACCAAGUUCAAGGCAGCCGAUGUGGUGCUGGUGGAUCAGGAGAUGCGGGUGAAGGCCCAGCGGGACUAUGACCUGGUGCCACUGCUGUACGAGUUCGCUGCAGAUAUGCAUGAUCGGUAUGUGACCAUUGCCGUGGUGCACAAGGAUUCCAAGUUCCAGAGCUUCAAGGAUCUGCGGGGAGCCAGGGCAUGUUUGCCGUCGUACGAGGGCGCAGCCCAUUUGUCCGUCCAGGAGACGAUAGUGAAUGCCACGGGCAAGGUGCACUCGCUGCACUCCUUCUUCCACCGCGACUCCUGUUUGUGGAAUCCCCAGAAGGGUCGGGAAUGUCCGCUGCACUAUCAGGGCGAUGAGGGUGCUCUACGUUGCCUUUCCGAGGGCGCCGAUGUGGCCUUCCUGAGCUCCGAUGUGUACAAAAAGUAUGUGGCCGGUAAUCUCACCUCGGAUUGGUUGGCCCGUGGUAGCCACAAGGACUUCCGGGUGCUGUGCCCCUAUGGAGGCAUCGAGAAACGAUCCAACUUUGAGUACUGCUACCUUCAUUGGACCACUCGUGGCCACCUGAUGACCCACAAUUCCACGCUGACAAGGCGCAACGAGAUCUAUAACUCUUUGAGGGAUAUGGAUCAGUUGUUUGGCCGGAAGUACAAGAGUGAGACGCGUCCGUUUACCCUCUUUGGCAUCUUCGAUAAAAGGAACAAUGUGCUGUUCCAUGACGCCACCGAUGGGCUGCUGGGCCUCCAGGAGCUGCACCGCGACAAUGCAAAGCGGGUGAUGGAGCACAUCUAUGAUCGGUACACCAAUACCCAGUACUACAAGAACUUUGACGAGAGUGGAGCCACGAAAUCAAGCCUUAGUUUCGGGAUUUUGCUUGCCUGCUUUUUUUUGGCAGUGUACCGUCACUUUGCCUAGUCUCUCGAGCUCAAAUCUAAUCUUAUUUAUUGUGAUAUUACGCUAAACUUAAGUUAAGAAUAACAAGAGCUUCAAACAAAGCUGUAUCACCAAUUU
Molecule: messenger RNA, 2270 nt
Organism: Drosophila suzukii
Lineage: Eukaryota; Metazoa; Arthropoda; Insecta; Diptera; Drosophilidae
Gene: Tsf3
Product: Transferrin 3
Biological process (GO): iron ion transport
Cellular component (GO): early endosome; plasma membrane; recycling endosome
Source: RefSeq, a predicted model, not a curated record